GGUCCUUAGAGACAAAACAGCUGUUAAAUCCACAGAACAUGCGUUCAUUCAAAAAUGAGCCUCUUCGUUUUGUUCACGUUGUCUUCAUUCUUCGUAUCAGAUGCUUCUGGUUCUGAGACAGAUGGAGUCUCAGUGUCAGUGAUGGAGGGAGAUUCAGUCACUCUACACACUGGUGUUGAAACAAACCAACAAGACAGAAUUAAAUGGUAUUUUAAUGACACUCGUAUCGCUCAACUGAUUGGAGAUCAGAGUAAGAUCUGUUCAGAUGUUCAGUGUAAAGAGAGAUUCAGAGACAGACUGAAGCUGGAUCAUCAGACUGGAUCUCUGACCAUCACAAACUCAAGAUAUACAGACUCUGGAGUUUAUAAACUGCAGAUCUUCAGGAGAAGAGUCAUUAAAAAAAUAUUCAAUAUUGCAGUUCGUGGUGUUCCAGGUGCAGAGACAGAUCAAAUGAAGACAAAGUCAGUGAAGGAGGGAGAAUCUGUCACUUUAGAUCCUGGUGUAAUAAAAAGCCCAGAUGAUGUAAUGACGUGGCAUUUUAAUGACAUUCUCAUCACCGAAAUCACCAGAGAUCACCAAAAGAUCUGUGAAGAAGUUAAGUGUAAUAGUACUGGGAGAUUCAGAGACAGACUGAAGCUGGACAAUCAGACUGGAUCUCUGACCAUCACGAACAUCACAAACACAGACGCUGGAGUUUAUAAAGUACAGAUCAACAGCAGCAUCCAGCCUCAUCACAGCAUCAUCAGCAGUAAGAGAUUCAGCCUUACUGUCACUGGUGCUUCUGGUGUUGAAACAGAUGGCAUGACAGCAUAUGUGAUGGAGGGAGAUUCAGUCACUCUACACACUGAUGUUAAGAUGAACCAUCAAGACAGAAUUAGAUGGUAUUGUAAUAAGACUCUCAUUGCUCAAAUCAUUGGAGAUCAGAGUAAAAUCUGUACACUUGAUCAGUGUAAAGAGAGAUUCAGAGACAGACUGAAGCUGGACAAUCACAUAGGUGAUCUCAACAUCACAAACAUCAGAACUACAGACUCUGGAGUUUAUAAACUGCAGAUCAUCAGCAGAAGAGUCAUUCAUAAGAUCUUCAACGUUGCUGUUCAUAGUUUUUCUGCUAAUGAGCGAGAUAAAGUGAAGAGUAAGUCAGUGAAGGAGGGAGAAUCUCUCAUUUUACAUCCUGGUGUAAUAAAAAACCCAAAUCAUGUGAUGACGUGGCAUUUCAGUGACAUUCCCUUCGCUGAAAUCACUGAAGAUCAGAGUAAGAUCUGUUCACAUGAUGAGAGAUUCAGAGACAGACUGGAUAUGAAUAAUCAAACUGGGUCUCUGACCAUCAGAGACAUCACAACAACACACUCUGGAGAAUACAAAGUAAAUAUCGUCCACAGCAUCAGCCACCGACACCGCAUCAGCAUCAUCAGCGUAGAGACAUUCAGUGUCACUGUCAUUGAAUCAAGUAUGCCUUCAGGUCUUAUUGCAGGAAUAUGUGCUGCUGCUGCCGUUGUUGCUCUUGUCCUGCUGGUGGCUGUAACUGUUGCAUGUUCAAAGCACUCUUGCAGAAGGGGCUAUAGACAUGGCUGAUUUUAAAAAAGAAAAGAAAAAAAGAAAACUUUCUGUAAGAACAUUAGUGUGAAUUGAUGUUGUAGUCACUUUUGUAGACCACCAAGACCAAAGCAGGGAGUGACUGUCCAUGCAAUCAUGUCCUUGCGGGCCCCUAUCAGUCUCUUAGCGGGGAAAUAGUUGGCUUGGGCCAGCCCACCCCAAACCUAAACAGGCCCAGUGCAAGGCCCUCAGCUUUGGCCUCACCGCAGUCCCAAUGAUUAAUCCCAUGAUUGCCCAGAGUUGGCCAGACAUGAGAGAGUUAAUAAGAAUUUUGUUGGUAGUUUUCUUUCUUUCCACUAGGGAUGCUAGAGUGUUUAAGUUUUCCUUAAGUAAACCCAAGUGGUAAAGGUUCCCACCCAACUGAGCGGUUUUGAAUUUGAUGGUGCAGGUAAAAAUUAGCUUGGACAAAAUUUGGGCUUGUUUGGGGUCAGUUUGGUGAUUUCCAAACAUAUAAAUUGUGGUGGUGUUGGCGCAGUGGAUAAGACACAUGCCUUGGGUGUGAGAGACUUGGGUUCGAAUCCACUGUGAGACAAGAAUGUGUCCCUGAGCAAGACACUUAAUCCCUAGUUGCUCCAGAGGUGUGUGACCUCUGAC
Molecule: messenger RNA, 2187 nt
Organism: Carassius carassius (crucian carp)
Lineage: Eukaryota; Metazoa; Chordata; Actinopteri; Cypriniformes; Cyprinidae
Exons: 6
Coding region: 55-1572 (505 amino acids)
Source: RefSeq, a predicted model, not a curated record